AUGAUUGAAAAAAAGGUUUAUAACUAAAAUUUUUGCUAAUCUCCAUACAAUACCACGGAUAGAAUUUAAUUCUAUAAUUAGUAUAAUCAAUACAAAUAUUUAGAAAAAAGAAGUAAUAUAAUAUAAAGUAAAAAACAAACUCAGCUGUUGAUGACGUAUAAAAUAAUUAGUCUAAUUCGAAUCAUAAUGAUGAUGAUCACCAGAAACAGAUGAAAUUUGAAAUAGAAAAUUAAAAAGUAAAUAAGUAGAAUUAUUUUAUAGAAAUAUCCAAAAAUUUAGGAAAUCAAAACCUUUACAGAAAAUUUAGUAUAAAAAAAAGUAAUCGAUUAAGAUGUAUAUUUAAAUGCUCUAAAUAUGAAUAUUAAAAGAUAAUCGUUGAUCUAAAUUUAAGAAGUUUCUAAAUUAUUGACAGAAAGUAAAGUAUAGAAUGGUUCUAAUAAAACACAUCGAAUCAGAAAGUUAAAUGUAUGUUUUUCUUGAAGUAAUAUAGAAUUUACCUGUUCAGAAUUAGGAAUUACAGUCUAGAGAUGAAGAAGAAAAAAAUGAUUCAAGCAUUAAUUAAAAUUAAUAAAUAAAUAAUUAUUCUAUGCAAGCACUAGGAUUACAAAUACCAUAAAAAGCAGAAGAACUCUAAAAAUUAAAAACUAAUAUUGCUGAAUUACAAAAACAAAAAUAAUAAAUUUAAAAAUUUCUCAGAGUGGCUGAUUCAAAAUUAGAAUAAAAUCCAUUACUUUUUAAAAAAUAUCUAUAUAGAAAUAAUAGUUUUGAUGCUAGAAUUCAAUAAUAGGUAAACUAAGAAAAUAAUCAAAAACCUUAAGCAAUAGAAUAAAAUUUAAUUGUUAAGAUUAAUAAAAUAAAUUAAAUCCAUUAAGAAGUUCACAGGUUAAGUGCAUUAAAUAAAACUCUUUUAGAAGACAAUCAUAUUUUAAAAAAUCAAAUUGAUAAAAAUGAAUAACAAAUACUUAAUUUUGAGAAACAUGCCAUAGAAAAUGAAAAUUGUAUUUAAUAAUUAUAAAAUGAUUUAUAAAAUCUAUAAUUUGUUUAGUAAAAGGAAAAUAUUGAAAAGGUAAAUUAAGAAUUGUUGAAUAAAGAUAAAGAAAUAGAGUAAUUAAGAUUUUAGAUUAAUUAAGAAAUAGAACAAAAAAAUAAUAAUUAAUAGAUUUAUAAUUAAGAAAUAGAAUAACUUAAUGCCAUUUUAAAUGAAAAAAAAUAAGAUAAUGAUUAACUUAAUAAUAACUUAAGACAUUUAAAUACAUAAAUAUAGGAACUAAAAUAAUAGAAUGAGGAUUAUAAUAACAAAAAUUUAGAAUAUAAUCAGAUUAUUAACAAUCUUAAAUUAGAAAUAAAUAAUAUUUAAGCUAAUUUAGAUAUAAAAGAUUAAAAUAUAUACUAAUUAACUUAAAAUAUUGAAUAAUUAAAUUUAGAGAUAUAAUAAUUAAAUAAGGAUAAAGAAUCAUUAAUUUAAGAUAAAGAGUAAUUAAAUGAAAACAUAUAAUCAUUAAAUCAAAAUAUAAAUUAAUUAAAUUAGGAUAAAGAAUAAUUAAAUAAGGAUAAAGAAUUAUUAAAUGAAAACAUAUAAUCAUUAAAUAAAAAGAUAUAAUAAUUAAAUAAGGAUAAAGAAUAAUUAAAUGAAAACAUAUAAAAAUUGAUUUAACAUUAAGAAUAAUUAAAUUAAGAAAUUAUCUAAAAAGAUGAUAACAUAUAAGAUUUGAAAAUCGAAUUACAGAUCUAUGAAUAUAGUAGUAAAAAGAUAUUCAUAAAUGUUGCCAAUUAAAAUUAAAAAUUCGAAUUUUAACUAAAGGAUAGUAUCAAUGACAUUUAUAUGUUGGCAGCUUAAUAAGGAUUUUAGUAUCACAUUAUUUUAUAUUUUAGAAUAUAAUUAAAUAGAAAUACUACUUUAUUUGUGCCAUCUAAAAAUAAGAGAAUUUUGUAAUCUAAUUGGAAUUAAAAAUUGUAUCAAAUUUUUGUGCCAGAUGAUUACAAUCAACCAAUAACAAUAGAAUUUAGUAAUUGA
Molecule: messenger RNA, 2014 nt
Organism: Paramecium primaurelia
Lineage: Eukaryota; Ciliophora; Oligohymenophorea; Peniculida; Parameciidae
Source: the annotation of a GenBank genome assembly